Molecule: messenger RNA, 942 nt
Organism: Fukomys damarensis (Damara mole-rat)
Lineage: Eukaryota; Metazoa; Chordata; Mammalia; Rodentia; Bathyergidae
Product: vomeronasal type-1 receptor 4
Exons: 1
Coding region: 1-942 (313 amino acids)
Biological process (GO): G protein-coupled receptor signaling pathway
Cellular component (GO): membrane
Molecular function (GO): pheromone receptor activity
Source: RefSeq, a predicted model, not a curated record
AUGACGGCCAGUGAAGUGGUGAUGGGAGUGAUCUUCUUAUCACAGAUUGUGCUCGGAGUUCUGGGCAAUUGCUCUCUUCUCUACCGUUACCUGUUCCUUCACUUCACUGGGUGCAGGUUAAGGUCCACGGACCUGAUUCUUAAGCACUUGAUUGUAGCCAACCUCGUAACUCUCCUGUGUAGAGGGGUACCUGAGACAAUGGCAGCUUUCAGUUGGCAAGUUUGCCUCAGCCACGCUGGGUGCAAGCUACUGUUCUAUCUUCACAGACUAAGCAGGGGUGCGUCCAUGGGCAGCACCUGUCUCCUGAGUGUCUCCUGGGCCAUCACCAUCAGCCCCAGGGACUCCAGGCCGGCAGAGCUUAAAGUGAAAGCGGCCAAGUAUGUUGGCUCCUCCCUGUGCCUGAUCUGGGUCCUGUGUGGCCUUGUAAAUGUUAUUUUCCUUACACACAUGACUGGAAAAUGGAGCAAGAAAAACCACACAAGCCUAAAAGACUUUGGGUACUGUACCAGUGUUCGUCAGGACAAAACCACUGAGUCGUUAUACACAGUGCUGCUGUCCGUCCCUGAGGUUUCCUGUCUGGGGCUCAUGCUGUGGACCAGCAGCUCCAUGGUUUCCGUCCUGUACAGGCACAGGCAGCAGAUGAGACACAUCCACAGGACGAAUGUCACCCCCCGGUCUUCUCCUGAGUCCAGAGCCACCAAAACCAUCCUUCUCCUGGUCAGCACCUACAUCUGUUUUUACGCUCUCUCCUGCAUCUUUCAGGUUUGGUUGUCUCUUACUUAUAAUCCUCACUGGCUCCUGCUGAACACAUCUGCCAUUGUUGCUGGGCUUUUCCCAGCUGUCAGCCCCUUCCUGCUCCUGAGCCGUGACUCCAGUGUGUCCAGGCUCUCUGUUGCCUUUAUUAGGAAUAGAAAAGCUCCUGCUCAUGUGACGAAUGGAUAA